GACAAUUAUUAUCUUCCUUUUGGAGUGAGGUCUUGGUUGGUAUGGUCUAAAAUAAUGUACACAGGCCGGCUGUAUAUCGCCAUAAUGAGUCAUCUGGCAGUGUUGUGCACCUUGCUGCUCAAUUAUUGAUUGUGGACACAACACCAAUAACAAAUCUUCAUCAGUACUGUGAGUACAUUAUGCUGAACACAUCAGGUAACAAUGGUACGUACAUUCAAAGUGGCUAACGAAGAGGAAAUUUCCUACUAUUAAUAACAGUUGAAUUUGGAGCUUGCCACUGUGCCAAGUUGCCAGUUAUUGCCAUACACAGUGCCUCUUGCCGCAGACUGGUGACAGUCGGCCACAUGGGCAGAGUUAGUGCAGCUACAACGGUGUUAAGAUGUCCACCGACAACCCCCCUGCUAGUGUUGCAGAUGGCGGUGUCACGGACACUGGUCACGGUCACAGUGACUUGAUUGGCAAUACUAUGCUGUCCACUUGGGACGUGGUCACUGUCAUCAUCUACUUCGUCCUCGUCAUGGGAACAGGCAUAUUCUCAAUGUGUCGCCCGAACCGAGGCACCGUGGCUGGAUACUUCCUGGCUGGGCGGUACAUGUGGUGGCUGCCGGUCGGGGCGUCACUGUUCGCCAGCAACAUCGGCUCGGAGCACUUCAUCGGCCUGGCGGGGUCUGGGGCUGCGGCAGGGAUAGGUGUCGGGGCGUUUGAGUUCAAUGCGAUGGCUCUGCUGCAACUGCUGGGCUGGGUCUUCCUUCCAGUCUUCAUCGCCAGCGGGGCAAACACUCUUCCUGAAUACACUAAAAAGAGGUUCGGGGGACGCAGAAUCCAAACCUAUCUGGCGGUGCUUUCCCUCAUCCUCUACAUCUUCACCAAGAUAUCCGUCAACAUGUACUCGGGCGCCAUCUUCCUACAACAAGCUCUACGUGUGAGCAACUUAUAUUUGUCCAUCUCCUUCCUGCUGGUGAUGACCUCCCUGUGCACCGUGUUCGGGGGUCUGGCAGCCGUCAUCUAUACUGACACCCUGCAAUUCUUCAUUAUGAUUGGGGGUUCACUUUAUGUUAUGGUCAAGAGCUUCCAUGAGGUUGGAGGCUAUACAGGUCUGCAAACAAAGUACCUGGCAGCCAUUCCAAGCACUCUGAUGCCAAACUCAACAUGUGGCCUGCCCAGAGUGGACUCUUGGAGGAUGUUGAGGGAUGCUGACCCCAGUGUGAGUGACAUGCCUUGGCCAGCCUUCCUGAUGGGGCAGAUGCCGGCCUCUAUUUGGUAUUGGUGUGCAGACCAGGUGAUGGUGCAACGAGUGAUGGCUGCUCGUAGCCUUUCACAUGCCAAGGGUGGCACUUUAAUGGCUGGGUAUGCCAAAAUGUUGCCACUUUUUAUUAUAAUUUUUCCUGGGAUGAUUUCUCGAGUCCUCUUCCCCAAUGAGGUUGGCUGCGUCGACCCUGAAGAGUGUUACAAGUUUUGCGGCUCUCGGGUGUCCUGCUCUAAUUCUGCUUAUCCAAAACUGGUCCUGGAAUAUCUACCAAGUGGGAUGCGUGGCAUUAUGCUUUCUGUCAUGCUGUCAGCCCUCAUGAGUGAUUUAACUUCAAUUUUUAAUUCUGCCUCAACACUCUUUACAAUGGACAUCUGGUCUCAGUUUCGACCCAGGGCCAAGGGCCGGGAGCAGCUUAUGACGGGACGGUGUUUCAUCAUAAUCUUGGUUGUGUUUUCCAUCUUGUGGAUUCCUAUCAUUGAGAGAACACAGGGAGGCCAGCUGUACAUCUAUAUACAAGCCAUUGCAGCCUAUCUGGCACCUCCUAUUGCUGCCAUGUACUGUUUGGCCAUCACAUGGAAAAGAAUGAACGAAUCUGGAGCUUUCUGGGGUCUGAUGGCUGGCUUUGUGACUGGAAUGGCUCGCAUGGUUGUUGACUUCUACUAUGAUGAGCCAGCAUGCUAUGAGGAGGACGACAGGCCAGUGUUCCUCCAAAAGUUCCAUUACAUGUAUUUUGCAACAUUCCUCUUCUGGGUGACGAUCACUGUGGUGGUGGUUGUGACCUUGGUGACUCCACCAGAUGAGGACUGGAGGCUCAUCAGAACCACCUUCUUCACACGUCUGGACCGGCAUGAACGUAAGGAUGAUGUGGAGCUUCUAAACAGGGCACGGGCUGAGCUGCUCCUCAGCUCCCCAAAUACACCAGAAAACAAGUAUAUUGAGCAUGGCUGCCAGGAACCAGAGCACAAAAUCCCCUGGUAUCGAAGGUUCUACAAUUGGCUGCUUGGGUUUGAUGAUUCUGAUAAAGCUCAGCAACAAAUCGUGGAAAUGAACGAACACAUUGCCCAACUCACCAACCUUCAACAAGAAAAGUGGGAGAAUUAUCUUCUGAAUAUUAUGUUGGUAGUGAUCCUGCUGGUGAUGAUGGGUCUGUACAUAUACUUCUCCAUCAACCCCUUCACUCAAGAGCAAGUUCAUGACAUCCAACGGGAAAAACUCCACAAAUUAGGUUACAAUAAUAUCUUAUAAGCCUGAAUAUAAUUACUUUGAAAUUUUGUAUGCCACAGAGAAUAAUCAGAUGUAAAAUCUCAACUUUUACCUAACAGUUCAGUACUGAUGGUCAUGACGGCCAGUGCAGUACCAAAAUAUGUAGUUCUCUUUUAGUUACUGUAGCCCCAGGAGUUACAAACUAGUGUCAUUUAGAAGGCUAGCCAAUGGUCUUUGUACAUAUACUUUUCCUGCACUGGUUCAUUAUUUCUUGAGAUUUAAAUCUGAAGGGCAGGUGGACUGGUGGGUGACGGACAUGAAGUGUGUACUGGUGUCAGGAGCCAUUUCUUAUUUUUUUGAAGCUGAUAGAUUUUAAACCAUGAUAUAAAUUACUUACUCCUGUUCACCAUACCAGAACACAGACAACACUUGGCACUGCUGAACAGAAAUUCACCAAGCAUGAGCUGAUGAAUUGCUGUUAUCAUCUAUACACAGUGAAUACCUCGUCCAGCUUUUGUCCAUUCCUUCAUUUUCAUAUAUCUGUCACAAUCACCCCAUAAUGUUUAUCAUAUUCUGAAGGAAUGGUGUCCUGUGGAACCCUAUCAUGGCCAUCUCUUGGGAGUUUAUAGAAGAAGGAAAUAGUGGAAAAGGAAUAUAUAUUUAGCCUAUUUUGCUCAAAAUGAUGUGACUAAUUUUUUACACUAACUUAAGGAAAUUCAGACACAAAUGUCAAUUUGAAGCCCCAAAUGAAAAAUAGCAGUAAACAUUAACUAAAAUGGUUUUGAAGUAUGCAUGUAAAAUCUCUUGGGAUAUAACAAGAUUCAAAAUUAUGUGGAAAAAAGAAAAAAAGUGUUAGUGGAGAAGAGCAUAAAGGACUGUAGAAUACCCAUGUCUAAGCCUGGAUAACUGAACAAGACUUCUUAUCAAAAAUGUCAUAGGUAGAUCUAAAAAAUGUUAAUCAGUUACAGUAUUGACUGAUUUUGUGUUUCACCAACUUUAAAAUUAAUAAGAUAUAUUUUUCUAUCUGUAUUUUUAUAUAGCAAAUUUAACUAAAGAGCACUUAAAGAGAGAACUUGUGUCAUUGCUUCAUAGUUGGUAUGCUGUGUGGACUUGGCACAGUGAAAAUGACAAAUAUUAUCUGAUGUGCUGGGGAAUGCACAUCAAUCUUCCCUGAGGAAUGCUGCUGUGUGAUUGUCACCAUGAUGAAUGAUAACUUGUGCAUAUAAUAAAAGCUUUAUGUGGUUAUUAUAAGUAGAAUGAAUCAUUCAGCUUUGUUUUUGACUAUUGUGAAGCUAGAGGUGAACACAACUAAUGCAUUUCCUAUUGUAAGGGAGCAGUAGUGCCAGAAGACUACCUUGAUAAUAGUUGAAAGAUGAUUUACAGCUUCUUAUGUGCCUAUGUUGUGAUAUACAGGAAAAGAGCCACACUGAGGCUUGUGGUGUCCUAUCUCUGUCCCUUUUAGCAUCCUACUUAUAUGUUGAUAUGUGCACUUUUGUUACCUUCACUCAUUUUUGUGAAUGCUGUGACAUUAGUAAAUGGUGCACCUGGAGUAGAUAAGUGUACAUGAAAAAUGGUUUUUACAGAUAUAAAAUUUAUGAACAUGUAAA
Molecule: messenger RNA, 4059 nt
Organism: Portunus trituberculatus (swimming crab)
Lineage: Eukaryota; Metazoa; Arthropoda; Malacostraca; Decapoda; Portunidae
Product: sodium/glucose cotransporter 5-like
Exons: 15
Coding region: 380-2494 (704 amino acids)
Biological process (GO): transmembrane transport
Cellular component (GO): plasma membrane
Molecular function (GO): D-glucose:sodium symporter activity
Source: RefSeq, a predicted model, not a curated record